UGCUACAGAUCGUCCGGCUGUAUUGGAAAAUCACGACGUUUCGUUUCCUACAACAAUGCCUCACACAAAUUUCCGAGAUAACAAAAUGGACAGGGACGGAACAGUUCUCGUUAACUGAAUGUUUAAUGAUUCCGUUUCAUCUUAGCUGAUAAUAUCAAAGGAAUUUCCUGUCAUUGAAACUUUUAAUUUUAGACAUAUUGACAGCAUAAAAUAAGCUAUUAUUUGAGCGAGAUAUACGAGUAGCUAGCUGCUUUAAGAUUGCAGAAGUAUUGCCGAAUAAUAAUGAAGCCCAGUACGUGCAUGCUGUCAACAGUUCUCCUCGUCUUAGUGUGCCAACUCGUCGUGUGCCUGUCACAUGGAUACCUUCUUGACAAUGACGUCAUCAGUAACGUAUUGUCCAACGAUGAAAUUGGAGCCGAUUAUACAGACAUUAACGUUGACGAUAUCGGGAUAACAGACACUAGGAAACGGGCUCAACUGUCUCUUACUGGGGGACUAAGAUCUUUAGCACAUAUGGUUUAUGGGCAACGCAACAGUGAAAGAUCAACACAUCAAAACGCAUUGUUAUUACUGGGAAAAAGAAACUGGCGCUUUCCAACCUACAAUUUUGAGUCCAGACUUAGAUCAAAAAAUUUACAACCUUCUUCCUCAUCCACCUCUUCCGUUACUAGACGGCGCUCUCAGCAGCUCUCUGUUUCCGGUCCACUAUCGGCACUGGCAAACAUGCUCGAAGCAGAAGGACGCAGGCGUAAACAAUCGGAGUCUUUCAAUAAUAGAAUGAAGUUGCUAGAAAUCGGAAAACGGAGCAGCAAAAUGAAUCUGGUUGAUUUAAACCCUUUAGAUGAAGAUAUACGAAAUGACGACAAUCUAUGACGAACACAGUUUGUAGACUUUUAAUAAGACAUGUUGUGGCAAAGUAACCGAAAAUCUACUGCAGUGUGACCAAUCCGUUUGCAAUUUCACAAUCGUAUCAAAAUUGGAAAUACUGUUUAUAUUUCAUUUAAUGCAAACAACAUUCACUUCAACCAACGCAGCUUAAACCUGGGACAUGAGCAUUAAGAACAAAAUUACUCCGGCUUUUGAACAAACAAAAGGUCUCAAUGUUUUAUGAAGUGUAUUUCAUAUUUCCUCAUAUUAACCACAGAUUUUCAAAGCUUACAUGAAUUUUAGAACAAACGGGUAGCGCAAAAGUACAUAAAUGCAUAUUUUCUUAUCAACCGGUUUUACUUGGGCAAUGCCGGAAAGUCAUAAAGAAUGUUAGGUUAAUGUCUUUAUUAAUUUUAAUUUAUUAGGUUUGGCGGAGAAAAUAUAAAAGGCGAGGCUUUAGCUUCUCCUCACUUAAUAAUUUAAAAAUUAUAAGGAUAUUAACCUAAUGCUCUAUUUAUCCUACCUUCUGAUUUAAAAUCAGUUUUUAAUUAAAAUUUGGAAAUUACCACGAACUAGAUAUGUGUCUGCCUUAUAUUUAAAAAUUAACAUGCCCUAAACAUUACUUCAUUGAAUCUUGCUCUUUAAAAUCCCAAAUAUUAUAAAAAUAAAAGUGGA
Molecule: messenger RNA, 1542 nt
Organism: Mercenaria mercenaria
Lineage: Eukaryota; Metazoa; Mollusca; Bivalvia; Venerida; Veneridae
Exons: 2
Coding region: 283-873 (196 amino acids)
Biological process (GO): multicellular organism development
Cellular component (GO): extracellular region
Molecular function (GO): hormone activity
Source: RefSeq, a predicted model, not a curated record